Messenger RNA from Sceloporus undulatus (fence lizard), 2615 nucleotides. RefSeq names its product protein regulator of cytokinesis 1-like. Lineage: Eukaryota; Metazoa; Chordata; Lepidosauria; Squamata; Phrynosomatidae. Gene Ontology annotation, biological process: microtubule cytoskeleton organization; mitotic spindle midzone assembly. Gene Ontology annotation, cellular component: mitotic spindle midzone; cytoplasm; spindle. Bases 32 to 1765 code for a protein of 577 amino acids. The transcript has 14 exons. Gene Ontology annotation, molecular function: microtubule binding. The record is from RefSeq and is a predicted model, not a curated record.
GUUGGUUUUUCUUCUUUCCUUGGCGGCAGAGAUGGCGAAGCCUCUCAGGGAAAGUGAGGCUUUAGCUUCCUCGCUGGUGAACAGUGUGACUCAGGCAUUGGGAAAACUGGAGGAUUUGUGGAAUGAAAUGGGCAUCGGUAGAGAACUGCAAAUCGAGCGCAUGCAGGCAGCAAAAUCCCAUGUUGAGGCUCUCUUGAAUGCAAUGGUUGAAGAUGAAAAUAAUAUGAAAGAAAAAAUUGAAAAUGACAUUGAAAGACAUAAGCAUCAGUUAAACAUGCUCAGAGAUGAGUUAAAGCUGGACCCUUACCAGGUUGGUCCUGGUUUAACCAUCCUUCAGGUAGAAAAAGAACUUCGCGUGGCUUUAGACAGUGCUCUUAAAGAAAAACAUGAAAGGUUGACAAUGCUGCAGCAGCUACAGCAAGAAGAUCAGGCGCUGUGUACGGAACUUUCCUCAAUCCCCUACUACAUACCUACUGGUAGUAUUCCAAGCAGUUUGCAGCUAAAAGAAUUAAAAGAACAUAUUGAGAAGCUCUUGAAAAUAAAGGAAGAAAGAUUAGAAGAGUUUUUUAAAAUGAGAAGAGAAAUCAGGCAGUAUAAUAAAGAAAUUGGACAUACUCCAGAUGGGACACUGGAAAAUGAGAUACUGUCUGAUGAAGAAUGUAUUUGCCUUACAAAGAAGAACCUUGAAGAUCUCCAAUUACUUAUUCAUCAGUUGCAGGUCAAAAAGGAGUCUUUGACUGCUUCCAGAGAGGUUCUAAUGAAAGAGGUACAGCUUCUCUGGGACAGGCUUCAGUGGCCAGAAGAAAAGCGUGAGGCGUUGACAAGAAAAACAAGCAAAUGCUCUAUUUCUGAAGCCAUAAAUAUGUGGGAAGAGGAGUUAAUGAUCAUGGAAGAUCUGAAGAAAGAAAAACUUAAAGAAAUUACCUUGAAAGUAAGACAAGAGCUUGAGAGUUACUGGGAAAAAUGCUGUUUUAGUGAUGAACAAAGAGCUGCAUUUCAACCUUUCUAUGAAGACAGUUACUCUGAAGAGUUGUUGAAUCAGCAUGAUGAACAACUUAUGAAAAUGAAAAAUAUGUAUGAAAAAAACAAACCUCUGUUUGACAGUGUACAGAAAUGGGAGACUACUUUAAAUCGAUUCAUUGAACUGGAGAAAAAAUCAACAGAUCCCAGCAGACUUCUGAACAGAGGGGGUAACUUACUCAAAGAUGAAAGGGAACGAUCAAAGAUCCAAAAGCAGUUGUUAAAGUUGGGGGAGGAACUGAAGAAGAAUAUUGAAAACUGGGAGAAGGAAAAUGACUCAUGCUUCCUCAUCAAUAAUCAGAGGUUUCUUGAUACUAUGUCCCAUCAGUUGCAACAUCACAAACUUAAAAAAGAUCAUCAAUCCAAAAUAGUAAGUUUUUCAUGGUCGGCAAAAAGGGAUGAAUUUGCAACCCCGAAAACAACUGUUAAAAGAUCUGCAGAUGUGCACACUCCAACUCCUAACAAGGUUCGCAAGGUAGCCUCUAGCCAAACUGUACUUAAAGCAGCCAGCUGCAGUAAUAUAGCAACCAGCACUGCUGUUGCAGGCAAACAGGCAGUUGACACCAAGACGCCUUACAAAAGUGUACGUCUAGAUUCUCUCAACCGGCCACCAUUAGAAGAGUGCAAGGAAAGCAAAUCCACCAACCAGCCUAGCUAUUCAGAUUUCAUGAAAGAGUUGUCGAUGAAGUCAAGCAGCACUGGAAUGAUUUUCAAUUCUACGCUCAAGGAGAACUUACCUGAAUGAACCUAUCAGUUUUGGCUGAUAACAAGACUCACUGAAUAAAGGGAUAUAUUCAAUAUAAGUAUAUUGUUAAAAUAAUAAUUACUCUCUGUACAGCAUAUAAUCAAGUUAUGCAGAAACUUUAAAAGAAAUAACUCAUUGUCUUUGUAUAUAUUGUAUUUAUAUUUUAGCAAGCCAGAAGAUGCAAAGUGCAGAUUACAUGCAUUGUAUUAGGCCGAGCAUUGCUGUGUUUUCUAACUAAAUUUUAUAAUGUCUAUUGUAAGAUUAUAAAAGCAUUUUUUGUAGUUUCAGUGUGAAAAAAUGAUGUUUCUAUUCAUUACUUUUACUAAUGCUUUUACUAAUAUUUAUGUAUUAAGAAGAGUUUUCUUUUUCCAUUUGAGGCUGUGGUGAAUACUGCAAUCCUAUGCAUGUUUACUUAGAAGUUCCUCAGAGUUCAUUAGGGCUUACUCCCAGCUAAAUCUAAAGCUAAUAAUUAGUACUGCAAGAUUAAUUGCAAUCAUGUUUAUGUUUAUUCACAAUUAAAUUCUAUUAUGUUCAGGAAGGUGGGCAGGAACAGGUUAACAACUGAGAGAAGUGCCCUGUUCAGUGCACAUCUACUUAGGAGUAAGCCCCAAUGCCUAGUGACUUUGUGACUGCAUGUUUAGUUUAUAGUCUGGUCCAGCUUUGCCUAGAAGUGGUCUAUUGAAUACAGUAGAACUUCCUUCCAGUUAAACAUGUAUAGACUUGUGCUUUGCAUCAGUUAGUUGCAUUGUUAAAAAUACAUUGUUUUACCAUAUAGGCAUUCCUGCUUAAUUGGGUAACACUUGAAACAUUUUUUUAAAAAUUAAAUGCAUGAUCAGGAGAUGCCAAUCAC